UUAUGUUAAAGAGGACAAACAUGGCACUGUUUUGAUGCAGUUGUGGCCAAUUUGGUGGCAGCAGGGAGGGUAGCCUCCACUGUACGCAAGGAGGUGCCACUAUAGCCCACCUGGGAGCCAUGGAACUUUCUCUCCCCCCCCCCGUCUUGAAAAUGAUGAUCCUUAUCUACUGAAUACUUCACAUAAGAAGAUAAGAAAUAACAGAUUGAUGCAGACAUGGACAAGCAGUGCAAUUCGACCAGUGCCCCAACAUGCAAUGGAGUUCCAGCUCAUAAGGAGAAAAUCUGUUCUUUGGUAGCUGAAGGCCAUGGCCAGCAAAUCCUAAAUGUAUUGCAAAGCUUCAGGGACCAAAACAUAUUUUUUGACUUCAAAAUACUUGUGAACGAUGAAGCAAUUCCAUGUCACCGUUGUGUUCUAGCUGCAUGUAGUGACUUCUUCAGAGCCAUGUUUGAAGUUAACAUGAAAGAAAGAGAUGAUGGAAGUGUUACUAUUAGUAAUUUAUCACCCAAGGCAGUGAAGGCUUUCCUAGAUUAUGCCUACACUGGAAGAAUUGAGAUAACAAAUGAUAAUGUAGAAAUGUUUUUUCAGCUAUCAUCCUUUCUUCAAGUUUCGCUUCUUUCAAAAGCUUGCAGUGACUUUCUAAUUAAGAACAUUGAUCUUGUCAAUUGUUUGCAACUGUUAUCUAUUUCUGAAAGUUACGGGUCCACCCAGCUAUUUGAUCACACGCUAAAGUAUGCCCAGCGCCAUUUUUCUUUGCUGCUUCAAUCAAAUGAUUUCCUAGAAAUGAAUUUUGAGAUAUUGGAAAAAUGUAUAGAAGCUGAAGAGCUGAAUGUCCCAGAUGAAGAGACUGUGUUGAAAGCUGUAUUUCGAUGGAUAAAGCAUAACUUAGAAGCAAGACAGAAGCAUCUUCGUAAAUUGAUGAAUAAUGUGAGGUUGCAUCAGUUGUCUGAAAAGACACUGGAAGACAUCUUGCAUUUUGAAGAACAGUUACUUGCAAACACUGGCUGCUUAAUAAUAAUCAAUGAGGCAAUUAAAAAUGUGCAGACAUUCAGUGGGUUGUUUCCAGAUGCUCGCCCAUCAACAACAGAGAAGUACAUAUUUGUUCAUAAAAUGGAAGAAAAUAGUGUACUUAAGCAUACAUUUUGCUAUAAUAUAAAAACUGAUAAGUGGAAAGAACUGACACACACACCCCUAAUUGAUCUGCCUGGAUCAAGUUUGUCUAGUUAUGGUGAAAAACUAUUUAUAACUGGUGGAUGUAAAGGGAACUGUUUUCGGACUAUUAGACUGCAUAUUGCUGAAACAUUUCAUGAUGCCACUGACCAAACUUGGUGUUACUGCCCAGUAAAUGGGAGCUUCUCAUUAGUAUCAGCUAUGAAGAAGCCAAGGACAAUGCAUACAUCUGUUGUAACAUUAAACCAAUUGUUUGUAAUAGGUGGGAAGACAAGAGCAUCUCAGGAUAUCAAAAGCCUUUUGGAUGUGGAAGCAUACUGUCCAUUGUCUAGAGAAUGGAAAUCUAUGAGUCCAUUGCCAAGAGGCAUCUACUAUCCAGAAGCAAGUGCAUGUCAGAAUAUAAUUUAUGUGCUUGGUUCUGAAGUAGAGAUUACUGAUGCAUUUAAUCCAUCUCUUGAUUGUUUCUUUAAAUAUAAUGCUGCAACUGAUCAAUGGUCUGAGCUUGUGGCAGAAUUUGGGCAGUUCUUCCAUGCAACCUUAAUCAAAGCUGUUCCAGUGAACUGCACAUUGUAUAUAUGUGACCUUUCAACCUACAAAGUUUAUAGUUUUUGUCCAGAGACGUGUGUUUGGAAAGGGGAGGGCUCUUUUGAAUGUGCGGGUUUUAAUGCAGGAGCAGUUGGGUUGGAAGAUAAGAUUUAUAUCCUUGGCGGAGAUUACGCUCCUGAUGAAAUUACAGAUGAAGUACAAGUCUAUCAUAGCAGCAGGUCUGAAUGGGAAGAGGUUUCACCCAUGCCAAGAGCCUUAACAGAAUUCCAUUGCCAAGUGAUUCAGUUUAACAAAUAUAGGGACCCAUGGUUGCAGUAACAUAUAAAAUGUCAAAAUGAUAAGCAUUUGCACUUGUUUUAAAUUUUUAUUUUAUUUGGAGGAAAGCAAUUAUGGGGAAUGCAAGCUACCAAACACACACACACACAAAAUCAGUUUCUACCAUUUAUUUUGAUACAGGAGUGAAGUAUGGUAGAUUAUAAAAUAGCCCUUUUAGAACUGUGGUAGGAGGAAUUCAGCUUUUUCUCCCCCAAGGGAAUGGUCAUGGGUAGGAUCAAAGGAGUUGUGAGUCAAGAGGGCUUCAGUUUGAUUUUUCUCAGACAGCAGUUUUCCAUACUUCAUGCAAAUGCAUUUUUUUUAUAUUGAGGGGAGCGUCAAAAGCUACAAAUAUACAUUGAGAACCACUGGGUAAAAGAGAGUGAAAAUUUGCUUUAGGCAAUUUUUGCACUAAACAGAUUUUGAUCAUGAUUAAAAUUUUAAAAUAUAGUUGUUCCUCGUUUUUACUUCACAUGAUGUACACUCUUAUGCUUUCUGAGUAGAUUUCAAAUGAUAACAGUUUGGUGACAAAAUACUAGUAGACCUAUUGGUGUUCUAGUAUGUGCAAUUUUUGUAAUAGUGUUCUCCAAAAGAUAAAAACUGAGCCUAAAAAUUGAAGUUUUGUUUAAUAGUUUUUUAAAAAAAGACUGCAUAAUGGUAAAGUCUAGAUAUCAGCUGCUUAAGUAUUAUUCUUAAGCUGCUGGUUUAUUAAUUUUGGUCUAUUUAGCAUAUAUAGUCACUCUGGUUAUUAAAGGACAUUUGACUAUUUUGGUAGAACCACAACACUUAUUCACAGAUUAUUUUUAUUGUUUUUUAUAAAGCUGUUUCAGGUAAAGCUAUGCUGGCUAAACUACUUCAUUGUUUUGGUUAAGUAUUCAGUACCACUAGUAUUAUGGCUUCUGUUGUAAAUCAAAAGUAUGAGCAUGGUUUUUACCAUUAUUUUACCUCAUUAUUCUGGUAGCCAAAGACAAAGAAAGGCCAAGACUAAGACAAGAUGUUCAUGCUUAUGCAAUAAAAGGCAUGCAGCAAAAUAUUUACUUUGUGUAGCAAAUAAAAAUUAUUGAAAGCUAUAUAGGGAAAAAUAUCAGUGCUUACUGCAUCAAGAUAUAAAUACAAUCACUCUGGUGGUAAUAACAUAAAAGGAAUUUAAGUAAAAGUUCAGUAAAACGUAUUUUUGUGUAUAAUUGUACAUGCUAUUGUUGCUUCUCAGGACCAAGAGAGGCUGCUUGAAGUAUUAAUUAUAUAUAAUGGAUUAAAUCUAAUGUUAGAUUUCAGUGAGGCUUCCUCCUAAGGUUGAAAUCUAGGAUUUCAACCUUAGACCCUCCAUGAAAAGAUCCAAUUAAAUCAAUGCUACUCAAGCUCUAUUCAGUCAUCUGUUUUUUUCAACACACUUGAAGGAGCACUUAGCUCUGUCACCCCCAGAGUUGCUUUCUGUACAUAAUACAGACAUCACAUACUGUACUUCUCAGGGAAUCCUGAAAAAUCUAGAUCGGGUCAGGGAACUUUUUUACCCCCCCCCCCCAAU
Molecule: messenger RNA, 3553 nt
Organism: Pogona vitticeps (central bearded dragon)
Lineage: Eukaryota; Metazoa; Chordata; Lepidosauria; Squamata; Agamidae
Source: RefSeq, a predicted model, not a curated record